Microplitis demolitor is the source of this 3709-nucleotide messenger RNA. RefSeq names its product CYFIP-related Rac1 interactor B. Lineage: Eukaryota; Metazoa; Arthropoda; Insecta; Hymenoptera; Braconidae. Gene Ontology annotation, biological process: regulation of actin filament polymerization. The transcript has 7 exons. Gene Ontology annotation, molecular function: small GTPase binding. The coding region runs from base 300 to 1277 and encodes 325 amino acids. The record is from RefSeq and is a predicted model, not a curated record.
UGGAACCGUGAUCAGCCAAGUUAAGUUCUUUAGUUUGCCGAGGCGCGAAUUUUCAUUGAUAACUAUAUCUAACGUCUCGUUAUUAGUACUACAAUUUUUUUUUGUUUUAAUUAUACAAAACUGAUAAAUAUAACGUGUUGAUACCAAUGAAGAGUCGAGUGUGUGUGUUUUAUUCUCUUCGUUAACGAUUAAAGUGAUUAAAUAUAUAGAUCUAUUAUAGUCAUAAUAUAUAAAUAUAAGUGAUGCUAUACAAGGCAUAAAUUUUCUGACAAAAAGCAUAAAGCUGAGAGAUUUUGACUAUGGGAAAACUCCUCAGUCUUUUGGCUCGUGACGAGUCGACCUGUUGUGCUCCGCAAAAAUAUGACGUCUUCCUGGAUUUCGAGAACGCUCAACCAUCCGAAAAUGAAAGAGAUACAUUCGAAGCUGUACAACGAGUUUUAAAAAAUUCUGAAUCUAUUUUAGAAGAGAUUCAGUGCUACAAAGGUGCUGGUAAGGAAAUUCGAGAAGCAAUUUCUGUUCCUACACAAGAAUGCCAGCGCAAGGCGUACCUGACCGUCGUACCUCUUGUGGCUAAGCUGAAAAGAUUCUAUGAAUUUUCUUUAGAACUUGAACGUGUUGUACCAGAAAUUUUGGGUCAAUUAUGCUCUGGGAAUUUAUCACCUAUGCAACAUCUUGAAACUCAGCAAGCACUUGUAAAACAAUUCGCAGAAAUUCUUGAAUUUGUCUUCAAAUUCGAUGAACAUAAAAUGAAAACACCAGCAAUUCAAAAUGACUUCAGUUAUUAUCGUAGAACGUUAACAAAAGCCAAAGACAAUCCAGAGAAUGAACUGAUUGUUGGCAAUGAACUGGCCAACCGCAUGUCCUUAUUUUAUGCUCACGCCACACCCAUGCUUCACGUCUUAAGCCACGCUACUAUAACUUUCUUGAUGGAGAGGGAAGACAUACCACGAGAGAAUAUUACAGAGACUUUGGGGACAAUGGCUAAAGUUUGUUUAAGGAUGUUAGAGAAUUCGAAUCUAUUGGCACAAUUUCAACGAGAAGAAACACAGUUAUUUGUUUUACGAGUAAUGGUUGGGCUAGUUAUCCUUUACGAUCAUGUUCAUCCACAAGGUGUUUUCUUUAAAGGCUCUAACGUUGAUGUGAAAGGAUGCGUAAAACUUUUAAAAGAUCAACCAUCUUGCAAAAGCGAGGGCUUGUUAAAUGCUUUAAAAUAUACAACAAAACAUCUAAAUGAAGAAAAUACACCAAAAAAUAUAAAAAAUCUUUUAGCAGCAUGAUUAUCAAAGCAACGUGGUUGUUGUAUUCGAAAUUGAAACAAAAAAAAUAUUUUUUUUUAUUUAGUAUCACUUAAGGCCAUUCUCAGGCAGUAGCCUCCACUUUUUAAAAAUAUGCAAUGACUUUCAACUGUAAUAACCGUAUUAAAAUUUAAUUAAUCAAGUAAAAACAAUUAAAACCUUAAUUGAAAAAAAGACAACGUAUUUGUAAUUUUGCCGAGACAUAGAUUAACUUACAGUUGUUGUCAAUUAAGAGUGAAACAAAAUUUGUUGAAUAAAUUUUAGCGUAAGAAAUUCGGAAAUUCGAAUUAUAAAAUUGACAUGAAUUUUACUGAAAUUUACUUAACAACUUUGUUUAACUCCCAGUUGAUAUCAACUGUAAAUAAUUCUUUGAAAAUCUAUAUCCCCUUAUAAGAAAACGAUAGGCCCAAGCUUGGCCGAGGCUUGGCAAAAAAUUUAUUAUCUCUGGGGGAAGCUUGAAGCCCAAGCUUGGUCCAAGUCUGUCUAAGCAUCGACAUGAUAGCAUCGAGCCAAGCUUGAGUGACAGUAUUGUGCCAAAACUGCAUUUGAGUCUUGGACCAAUUUCGACCGCCAAUAUUGUGCCAAGGCUGUAGCUAAAUAAGCACUCAUUACACUUAUUAAAAAUAAAUAAAAAAAAAAAAAGAUUAGUAGACAUGUAGGUGAUAGUUACAUAUGGAAAAAAAUUUGUACAAUAAAGAAAUCGGGUAGAUCGAUGAAACUAAUUUUUUUUUUGCAUUUGCUGAGUCUCGAACCUGGUCCUCCAUGGCUGCUAGGCUAGUGUCUGAUCUACUAGACUGUUACGCUAUACACAGAAGCCAGAGGUUUUUAGAUACCAUUUGUUAUUUAGACUGGUAAACCAGGACUUGUCACUUGAGUAUUGGCUGAACCUUGUUCUCAGAGUGGCAAACCAAGGCUUGCCAAUUAAAUGUCUGUUGAAUCUUGUCCCAAGACUGGCAAACUAAGACUUUUCAAUUAAAUGUCUGUUGAAUCUUAGCCCAAGACUGGCAGUCAAGGCUUGUCAAUUAAACGUCUGUUGAAUCUUGUCCCAACACUGGCAAACCAAGGCUUGUCACUUGAGUAGUGGCCGAAUCUUGGCCCAAGACUGGCGAACCGAGACUCGUGACUUGAACGUUGGUCAGAUCUCGGAGGGCGAGCCUGGGUAGCCCAGUACUGUGCCAAGACCGGCCCCGUUGUCAAUAUUUUUUUUCUUACAAGGGUCUCAGCAAAAUUACGAUUACGUUGUCUUUUUUUUCAAUUAAUGAUUAGAUUUUUUUUUAAUUAAUUAAUAAAUUUUUGACACACUUAAGACAGUUCGGCUGUUCAAUUUCAAAACACAAUAAGAGACCAUUUUUUCAAUUCAAUUUUUUAGUAUUUUUAGUUCCAGCGGGGUCUUGUGGAUAUCAUUCAAUCCAUAUUUCAAAAGUUUUAUUUUUGUCAGUUACUGUGUUUUGAAAUCAGGCAGCAGAGUUGAAAGUCAUUAAAAAUUAUUGAAAAGCGGGGAGGGGGCACUGUUUGUGAAUAGCCUUAAAUGAACAAAAUUAAUUAUAAGAAUGAUAACCUUAUCAAAAAAUCUAUAUCAGAUUGUAUGAAAAUCGAUACAGAAACGUACCUAUAAAUUUGAAUAGGAAUCUAUGUAGGAAAAUGUGGGUAUCUAUUUCUAUAUAUAAAUUUAUGCUGGAUUCCCACAUGGAUUUUUUUGAUAAGGAACUUUAAAUACACUAAUUAAUUUUAAUUGGUUAAACAAAUAUUCAAACAGUAAAAAUAAGAAUUUAUUAUUGUAAUCAUUUAAUUGAAUCAAUUCAAUAAAUAAAUAAUUACCAUUAUUAUUAUUAGAGAAAAUAUAUUGUAGUAUAUUGUGAUUUAUAUAAAUUAUGAUAAUAAUUUGCCUUCUUAUUUUAAUUAAAAUUUUAUAAUAAUUUUAUCCAUUAUAACUUUCUUAUGAAUCGACGAAAAAAUAAAAUUGGGAAGAUUACAUCUUACAAAGCUAAAUUAAUAAAAUGAAAAAAAAAAAUUCAAACUUUACCAUGCAUAUAACAGAUUUUUUUAAAUUAUAAAUAAUGAAAAGUGUAGAAUUAAUUUUAUUAAAAUGCAAACAUUCUGAUAUAGUUAGCAAUAAUUCAUCUUUGAGAGAUGAUCUGAAAAAUAAAUGAAUGUUUAAUUCUGACUAAACAAACUUUAAAACAAGCGAAAAAUAAAAGUAUGAUAACUUGGCAACGAACGAUGAUAUAUUGCUCACCCUUCAUGGUAAACUUGAUACUCUGAAAAACUAAAUAAUUUACAAAAACACAAUGAAAAUAAAUUUAAACAAAUUAUCACAGAUAAUUUACCAAAGAUAUAUAUAUACAUAUAUAUUGCAGAAAACUAGAAAACAUUAAUAUUAUUUUUAAAGUUUAUGAUCUUAUAUAAAAUGUAUA